UUUCGCAGCCGAUAAAAUCCCGCCCGGGUUCCCUAACAUCGUGCCUCCGCCUUCUUCGACGAUGGUGGUGGAGGUCGGCCACCCGGCGACGCUGCCCUGCCAGGCCACCGGCAACCCCACCCCGAGAGUCAAGUGGCUGUGGAAUUCGCUGCCCCUGGACGUCGCCUCCAAUCCUAGAUACGCGCUGCUCAACAACAAGAUGCAUGGUACUUUACAAAUCGUUAAAAGCGAAGAAGAAGACCAGGGCAAGUUCGAGUGUGUGGCAGAAAAUUCGAUAGGCACAGAAUUCUCCAAACCCACCUCAUUAUAUGUAAAAGUGAGACGUGUGGCGCCACAGUUCUCUAUCCCGCCGACCCCACGCACUGAAGUCCCACUGGGUGGCAACGUGACCCUCAAAUGUGUGGCUUUUGGGUCUCCCAUGCCCACUGUUAAAUGGAGAAAAGGCCUAACGAAGUGGCUGACGCCGGAAGACAACCCACCGCUGGGCCUGAACACGCUCAAACUGGAAGACAUAAGGGAAUCGGCGAACUACACCUGCGAGGCGGCCAGCGUGCUCGGCGUCAUAGAGGCUAUUGCGGAGGUCAAAGUGCAGUCAUUACCUGGUCCUCCAUCGGAAGUGAGAGCAUCGGAAAUAACAGCAACCACUGUGCGCCUCGCGUGGACUUACAGCGGACCAGAAGAACCUCAAUACUACGUCAUUCAAUACAAGCCCAAGUAUGCCAAUCAGGCUUUCAGCGAGAUUUCGGGAGUGAUCACCCAGUACUACUCAGUGACCAACCUGUCACCGUACACCGAGUACGAGAUGUACGUUAUAGCGGUCAACAACAUAGGACGCGGCCCGCCGUCCGCUCCGGCGGUCAUCACCACUGGCGAAACUGAACCCGGGUCAGCUCCUCGAAACGUACAAGUGCGACCCCUAAGCUCGAGCACUAUGGUCAUACAAUGGGAUGAACCAGAAACACCGAACGGACAAGUCACGGGGUAUAAAAUCUACUACACGACAGACCCGUCGCAACCUCUUCAGUCAUGGCAGUCGCAAAUGAUGGAUAACAGCCAUUUGACGACAAUCAGCGAGCUGACUCCACACACGGUAUACACGAUACGUGUGCAAGCUUACACCUCCGUCGGUCCGGGACCGAUCUCCGCACCUGUACAAGUCAAAACACAACAAGGCGUUCCGUCUCAGCCGUCGAACCUCGUUGCGGUGGAGGCGGGAGAAACUUCGGUGACGCUGACGUGGCGAAGACCCGCGCACGCCGGAGACAACAUAGUCUCCUACGAGUUGUACUGGAACGACACAUACGCCAAGGAGAACCACAGGAAACGGAUACCAAUAACGGAGACUUACACGCUCAACGGGCUGUACCCCAACACUUUAUACUACAUUUGGCUGGCGGCGCGCUCGCAGCGAGGGGAGGGGGCUACCACUCCGCCUAUUGCCGUCCGCACCAAGCAGUAUGUGCCAGGGGCGCCGCCUAUGAACGUGACGGCGACGGCGAUAUCGCCUACUGCUAUCCGAGUGACUUGGCAACCGCCACCUGCGGAGCGGGCGAACGGCCGCAUCGCGUAUUAUAAGCUGCUUUGCGUGGAAUCCGGACGGGGCGAUUCCGAAGCGACCGUCGUCAAACUGAAUCAGACUACGUUUGUGCUGGACGAACUGCGUCGCUGGACGGAGUACAGAAUAUGGGUGCUCGCCGGCACCAGUGUUGGCGACGGGCCGGCCUCCUACCCCGUCACCGUUCGCACGCACGAAGACGUGCCCGGCGAACCACAAGAUGUGAAGGUCAACCCCAUCAACUCGACAUCUAUUCACGUGACGUGGAAACCGCCACAGGAGAAAGAAAAGAAUGGGAUCAUCAGAGGCUACCAUGUUCAUGUUCAAGAAGUUCGAGAAGAGGGCAAAGGUCUUCUUAACGAUCCCAUGAGGUUCAAUGUAAUGGAUGACACCACACUCGAGUUGAAUGUUUCGGGACUUCAACCUGACACAAGGUACAACGUACAAGUGGCCGCUCUGACGAGAAAAGGAGACGGAGACCGAAGUGCGCCAGUGUCUGUAAAGACCCCUGGCGGUGUGCCAAACCGGCCUACCGUUACCUUAAAGGUUUUGGAACGUGAGCCAAUAGUAUCUAUCGAAUUGGAAUGGGCAAGACCGACGCAGACGUAUGGUGAUUUACUAGGCUAUAGAUUAAGAUAUGGUAUCAAAGAUCAACCUCUUGAUGAAGAAAACUUUCCAAUUAAAGUCAGUUCACAUAGAAUAAAUGAUUUAGAACGGGGUGUACAGUAUGAAUUUCGUGUAGCUGGCAAAAAUCAUAUUGGUAUUGGUCAAGAAACAAUUAAGUAUUGGCUUACUCCAGAAGGAGCUCCCAAAGGACCUCCAACAAAUGUCACUUAUCAUUUCCAAACCCCAGAUGUAAUAAGUGUUAGGUGGGAACCACCAAUAAGGGCUGAUCGAAGUGGCCAAAUUAAAAAAUAUGACGUCCAAUUUUUUAAAAGAGGUGAUCAAUCAUCACUUGUAGAAAAAACUACAGAAAAGACGAAAGUAGUUUUCACCGGUCUUGAAGAAGAUGCCCACUAUGUGUUCAAAGUCAGAGCGUACACUGAUCAAGGACCUGGACCUUACAGUAAAGACAUAACCGCUCAUACAGAAAGGGAUAUUGGUAGAGCUCCUAUGUCAGUUAAAGCCGUUGCUACAUCCGAAUCUGGUGUAGAAGUUUGGUGGGAAACAUUUAGAACAAGGAAGAAGAUUAUUGGCUAUGUUAUAUUUUAUACAAUGACACCAGUUGAAGAUUUAGAUGAGUGGCAACAAAAAAGCGUUCACGUAACGCAUUCUGCUGAUUUAGAAAAUUUGGAAAAGUUUGCUGAAUAUGCUAUUGCAGUAGCUGCAAAAACAGCUGAUGGACUCGGAAGACUUUCUGAGAAAGUAACAGUUAAAGUUAGACCUGAAGAAGUGCCUUUACACUUGAGGGCUCAAGACGUUUCGACUCAUUCUAUGACGCUCUCGUGGUCACCCCCGUUACGCUUAAAUCCCGUUAGCUAUAAGAUAUCAUAUAAUGCCAUCAAAGAAUUUGUUGAUUCACUCGGUAUGACACAAACCCAAGAAAUACCUAAAAAAGAAAUUAUUGUAAAGCACGAUAGAACGUCUUAUUCAAUUAACGAUUUAUCUCCGUUCACUACUUACAAUGUGAAUGUCAGUGCCAUCCCAAACGAUGAUUCUUACAGACCGCCAACAAAGAUAACAGUGACAACACAAAUGGCGGCUCCAAAACCAAUGGUUAAGCCAGAUUUCUACGGAGUUGUUGAAAAUGAAAUUCUUGUUAUUCUACCUCAAGCUUCCGAAGAAUAUGGGCCAAUUUCACAUUAUUAUCUAGUUGUAGUUCCAGACGACAAAACACACAACCACAUGAUGCCAGAUCAGUUCCUAACAGAUGACUUAAUAAAAAAUAACGCUAGGACCGAUGAUGAAAACGCUCCUUACAUUGCUGCCAAAUUCUUACAAAGAAAUAUUUUAUACACAUUCCAUUUAGGUAACGAUGAAACAUAUGAAGGUUUUCUAAACAGAAAACUAAACCCCAGUAAGAGAUACCGUGUUUUUGUGAGGGCUGUUGUUGAUACACCUCAGAAACAUCUGUACACAUCAAGCCCGUUUUCGGAAUAUCUGUCUUUAGACAUGCGAGAGGCACCUCCAGGUGAAGAGCCAAGCCGGCCGGACCCCAACUUAACAAAUUUAGAUCCAGAAAUCACCAAAAAAAUACACGACACCAGUGAAGCAGGUAUGGUCUGGAUCAUUGGACCUAUAAUAGCAGCUUUAAUGCUCUCUAUGUGCUUAGUUCUCGUUUUUAUUUUGAGACGGAAAAGACAACCUUGCAAAACUCCCGACCAAGCGGCUGUAACACGACCAUUGAUGUCCGCUGACAUUGGCUUUGGAGCACCUUCCGAUCCCGUCGAAAUGAGACGGCUAAACUUUCAAACUCCGGCUAUGAUUUCCCAUCCGCCUAUACCUAUAUCAGAGCUAGGAGAGCAUAUUGACAGACUAAAAGCUAAUGAUAAUCUAAAAUUCUCACAAGAAUAUGAAAGUAUAGAACCUGGACAGCAGUUUACGUGGGAUCAUUCUAACAUGGAAGUUAAUAAACCUAAAAAUCGUUAUGCUAAUGUUAUUGCUUAUGACCACAGUCGUGUCAUUCUUCAACCUAUCGACGGAAUUCUGGGCAGUGAUUACAUCAAUGCCAACUACUGCGAUGGAUAUCGUAAACAUAAUGCAUACGUCGCUACUCAAGGUCCUCUUCAAGAAACGUUUACCGACUUUUGGCGAAUGUGCUGGGAGCUGCGAACAUCUACGAUUGUGAUGAUGACAAAGUUGGAAGAACGAACGCGUAUAAAGUGUGACCAAUAUUGGCCUACUCGCGGUAGCGAAACUUACGGUAUGAUGACUGUAACAAUAGCAGAAGUGCAGGAACUUGCUACCUACUGCAUUCGCACUUUCCAAGUAACCAGAAAUGGUACUGCUGAGCGUCGAGAAAUAAAACAGUUGCAGUUCACUGCAUGGCCUGACCAUGGCGUCCCUGAUCAUCCUGCGCCCUUCUUACAAUUCCUACGACGCGUUCGAGCUCUCAAUCCUCCAGAUGCAGGGCCGUUGGUUGUUCACUGCUCCGCUGGGGUUGGACGCACAGGGUGCUUCAUUGUCAUUGAUUCUAUGCUUGAGCGUGCUAGACAUGAGCGCACUGUUGACAUAUAUGGCCAUGUGACUUGCCUGCGCGCGCAACGCAACUACAUGGUGCAAACCGAGGACCAGUACAUAUUUAUCCAUGAUGCGCUUCUCGAGGCCGUAGUGUGUGGUGAUACAGAGGUGCCAGCUCGUAAUUUGCAGUCGCACAUCCAGAAACUAAUGCGUGUAGACCCAAUGGAGAAUAUUACCGGAAUGGAAUUGGAGUUCAAAAAACUUGCCAACAUGAAAGCGGACUCGAGCCGUUUCGUAUCUGCCAGCUUGCCUUGUAAUAAGCAUAAAAACAGACUGGUGCACAUCUUGCCAUUCGAGUCGACUCGCGUCUGCCUGACGCCGCGGGACGGUUCGGACUAUAUCAACGCCUCCUUUGUAGACGGCUAUAGAUACAGGGCGGCAUACAUCGCCACUCAGGGGCCAUUGCCAGAUACCACAGAUGACUUCUGGCGAAUGCUAUGGGAACAUAAUUCCACAAUAAUUGUGAUGUUGACGAAAUUAAAGGAAAUGGGAAGGGAGAAAUGUCACCAGUACUGGCCUUCGGAUCGUUCAGUGCGUUACCAAUGCUUCGUUGUAGAUCCCAUCGCUGAGUAUAAUAUGCCUCAGUACAUCUUGAGGGAAUUCAAGGUCACCGAUGCUCGUGAUGGGGCAUCCAGAACGGUUCGCCAGUUCCAGUUUACGGACUGGCCAGAGCAAGGGGUGCCGAAGAACAGUGAGGGUUUCAUAGACUUCCUGGGACAAGUGCACAAGACCAAGGAACAAUUUGGUCAAGAUGGCCCCAUAACGGUUCAUUGCAGCGCUGGCGUGGGCCGCACCGGUGUCUUCAUCACGCUGUCCACGGUGCUGGAGAGGAUGCAGUACGAGGGGGUGGUGGAUGUGUUCCAGACGGUGCGCACGCUGAGGACACAGCGGCCGGCUAUGGUGCAGACCGAGGACCAGUAUGAAUUCUGUUACCGGGCUGCGCUUGAGUACCUCGGCUCGUUCGACCACUACGCCAACUGACGAUGAGACAUACUCGUGUAAUUUCACACAUAUAUCACAUAUGUGUGUGCAUGUAUAUGUACUUAAUGUCAAACCCCACACGGCCACAGAUUAAUUAAACAGCGUAUCUUGAUGUGAAUCGACGACACGGUGUUGUGUUAAUAAAUUUAAAACUUUCUGUUAAGUAGUUUUAUUGCCUAGGCAGCUGAUUAGGGUAAACUAAGUUUGAGAUAUAAAUGGCCACUAAGUAGGUAUCUCGAAUGAGCUACUGCUCGGUGCUUAUCUCAAUUUAAAAAUAAUACCAAAUUUUAAUUCAUAAACACUAGCAGAAAACAAAAACCAGUAACUUAUUAAUAUUGUAAUAUUCGCCUUUCUGAAAUUUUAUUUUGUUUUAAAAUAAUUUUACCUCCUACUAAUGGCACCAUCAACAUGAUUACUUUUGCGUAAUUUUCGUAGAAUAAAAGAAAAAAAAACACAGCUGGAAUUUGUAUUAGAUUUGUCUGGCCAUUUUGAUAGUAGUCGUAAUAAUUGUUCGUUCAUUCAUAUUGAAAUUAAUGUAUAAGUCAUUCCAAAUUGCUAAGGCAAAUCUUAUCGAAGAUCCCAAUCCAGAAGCGAGUUACAGAAAAAAAGAGCUUAAUUAAAAGUAUAAAAGUAUUUUCCAAGUAGAUGUUCUCUGCAAAUGUUCCUAAAAUAAAUGGAGGCUGUAUCUAUAUUUUUAAUUUAUUUCUAACUAUAUCAAAAAUGUUAGUAAUUGAUCUUACGUACACACACAACACCGUGCUGUUCGAUAGAUUGAUUUGUAAGACCAAUGUCAAACUUCCGCAAUGCUUGUAGCAUAGAACAGAUUAGUUAGAACAAUAACUCAACAAACUUAAUUGAUAAGUGUUAAAAACCCUCAACUCGAGUUACUGUUUCUACCAUCUUGUACUGUGCUUUUAUCGUAGUGUUUGUUGACUGAUUGUACUUAUAUUAUGACAAAUCUGUCUGAUCACAUUAUGAUAUUACCACAUGAGUAACAAGACGUACAGAGACAAAGCUUCAUACAACCGCGCUACGAUCGUUUCACUAUCACAAGCAAGACACUCGUGUGUGAGUGAGCACUGGCUGCCUGUCAUGUACGCAAUCAUACGUCAGUGCCAGUGCUCAAGUGCAGGGCUCGCGGAAAACACGCGUCGUAUUUCGUUUCGAUUAACGUUUUGAAAUAAUAAAUAGCGUAUAAAAAAAAUAUAAAUAUGGUUUAGGUACUGUACGGUGCAUAUAAAAAAUAUUAAAACUAUGAGAAAUUCUUUCUACUAAAAUUUUCUUUAGAUUUAAACAUCUAGAAGUUAAUCGCUGAAAAAUAUAAAUAUCACAAAGAAUCUAUAGUUUUUUAGUUAUCAUAUGGACUUUACUAAGUAAAUAGCAACUUUGCUAUGUAAUAUUUAUGUUAUUUAUAUGUAUAUACACCUACAUAGAUAGAGCUUUUACAUAAUCUUUAACAUCGAAAAAAAUAUUUUGUAAGGUUAUGUUAUUGAUGGUGAAUAAUUGUCUUUUUUUAUUGCGCAGGAUAGGUAGGCAAGUAUUUACCUACAUAUCUAGAAAAACGGUACGUUCGCAAAAAAAACCAUUAUUAUUUUACCAACCCAUAAAAGUAUAAGCUUUUAUUUCCAUGGUAACUAUUUAAUAAAACAACGCUACCAUAUCGUGUUUGUUUACCAAGGGACAAAUAUCUAUAAUAACAUGCAUAACUACUAUCAAAUUAUAUUGGAAACAUUUUGUUUGUUUAAUUUAUCCUCCGGUGUAACACUAUAAAAAAAAGUAAAAAUUUCAUCCGUUCUAUAGAAGUUUUGUCUUUGUACGUAUCUAUAUUUACUACUCAUGUGAUAUUACUAAUAAAGGCUUAACAUGAUACGAGUGCCUAGGAACGCUACUUAUGAUGUAUAUUUACGUAUGUGACCACUUAUAAAAUCAUGAUUGUGAGUCGGAAGGGUAAUAAUAUUAUAUAACAGUUAAUAUUUAUCCUUAUACCUACUUAUGAUAGAACUAAACGCUGUUCGUGCUAUUUUUGUCUCUAAAUUGGAACAGAUAAAGUCCAUAUUAACAGUUGAAAGUAUACUUAGAUGCAUUUAAAAAUAUUAAAACAGAGUUUCGAUAUAUUAUAUAAAUCGUCAAUGUAUAUAUAUAAAUAUAACACAUUGAUGAUAAAAUUUGCUGUUUAAAUAAAAAAAAAGUAACUUAGAGUAUGAAAACAGUGCGCUUAGAGACUUAAAUAAUAUUAUAACGCGAUGUGUAUCCAAUUCUGAUCGUCACGAUUAUAUAGACAGACAUAUUAUUAUGAAAUGUAUAAAUAGUUAUUGCAGCUGUAAUUAGAAGUUUAUUUUUCAUAUCGGGUGUUAACAUAUGUUAAGUAGUGUACAUUGUGGUAACUUUCAUUAUUGCAAUAUUAUUAAUAUUAUACUCUUAGACGAAUCGGCUGUGUCAUGUGAAAUUAUGUGUCAGUCCUGUGCGUUGUAGGUACGUAAAGUUCUGUAAAUAGCAUUUGUUUUAUUUUUCAACGAAUUUUACCGCUUGAAUGUUUACGUCGACAAGUGUUGCCAGCUUUCUGACGCUGCAUACACAAAGGUUUUCUUGUUGUUGACAAUAUUAUUCAAUACAUUCAAUUUGUUUUGUUCAACGGCGGUUGUCUAUUCUUUGAGUAUCACUUGCUUGCUUAUAGGAUGAUCGUGAUUUAAUGACAUAUCUAUUUGUAUGUAGAAAAAAAAAUGUUUAAGUCUGUGUGGUAAAAUUUGAAUUUGAAAGAGUAGGUGACGGUAUGUUAUCAUACAGCCUAACUUUUCGCGACGAGUAAAUGGAUGCAAAAUCAAAAUUUGAGUAGUAGCAUUAUGGAUUUAUGACAUUGCAAUAGUUACGAGUAAUAUACGCCCAACGUUUGUAUUACGCUUUAAUUGGCAUAAACUAUUAUAAAGUUUUGUUAAAUCUAAGGCACCCUUGGAGAACACGAAACGUGAUUAUCACAACUCUAUCAUUAAGCUAUCUUUAAGUGUAGUACGUUAUUUAAUCUUUUACAGUAAUCCCCUUGCCUAGUAAAAUAUAAGAUUUUUAGGUUUUUCACUCGUUUUAUACAAUAUACCUACUACUUGUAUCGAUCUACCUACGUAUAAGUUAAAUUUGAGCUUGUAUGUAACUUAGGUAAUAAAAUACGAGGAAGGUGAUGCGGUCUCUCGAGAGUUAAACGUAGAUUCGCAAACCACUUAUAUAUGAACUCAUUUCCUACUUAUGUAAAACAUACAUCUCGAUUCGGUCAUUUUUAGACCGUUCAUAACUGCCAAUCGUUUCACUUAGAAAUAAUUGAGAGUAAAUUAAAAUAAAUAAACAAUACGAAAAGUACGUAGAAUUAAUGAGGAUAAUUAAUUGUUAAAUUGAGGUUAUAGUGAAAAUUUAAUACUCGUUGAUCAUAUUUAGCGAGAUAAUGCAUGGGGCAUUCAUGAAAUCGAUGGAACGGGUAGCUGAAUCUUCGACCAGCUGUAUUGAGUCGCUUAAUAACAGGCUUUAUUGUACACCAUUCCUUUUAUAUUUUUAAUAAUAAUUAACGUUAUACGUAUUUUGUUUUAUAGUAAUAAUUAAUCUUCCAACUUGCCGCUGAAAUAAUUAUCAAUAUUUUAAUAUCCUUUACAAACGCACAUCGCCGAUCUCAUUCGUUUUUUAGACUAAGGCAUUUUUUUUAUUCCGCUUUCAAUACAUACCUUAUGUGCAAUCCACAGUAACUUAUCUGUGUCCAUAUUUUAUGUUGAUGACAUAUUUUUAUAAUGCAUUUUUUAUGCCAUGACAUUUUUACAAUGGUGCUGUACCCAUAUUCCGAAAUAGUACAAAGUUUUGUUAAACAUUUCCAUCAGUCAUACAUAACAUUUUUGUGUGCGUCUUUUUUGUCUUACUAUUCAUCCAAUUGUUGCGUUUUGUUGAACGUAAAAGACUGAAUUACUAAUUUGUCUAAUUGUGUUUUUAUUUACCAUAAUUUAAUUCUUAAAAGUUAGUUAAACAAUGACAUGCAUUUUAAUUUGUAAUAUUUUCGUGUCUUGUAAUUACGUAGUUAUAAUUAGAAGUUACUUAACCUAUACUGAGUGAAAAAAAUAUGAAUUUGUGUAGUUUUGUUUUUAAUGGUUGUAUAAAACUGCUGAUAUAAAUAUCUGUCUUUUUAUCAGAUUAAUUAUGAUUUGUAAAUGCAUUUGCUUACGGUUGUAUGUUAAACGAGUACAUAAUUAUUUUUAUAUUGAUAUGUAACCCAGUGAAAAAUGCCAUUUUGUGUUUUGCUUUUAGCUAUUUACGGCCAGACUACACAGAUGAGCUGCAUUCAUAGAAAUAUUUAAAACCUUAUUCACAACAACAAAUUAUUUAUUUAUUUCAGUAUCUGCGACUCAUUUAAAUACUUUUUUCACAAGUGUAUUUGUCAUAAAUAAUAUGACUUAUUUGAAAAUACAAUAAACGCUCGAAUUGGGGAUUUCAUAUAAAAUACAUAGGUAGAUACUAACUAACCUACAAAAACGAUAAUUUUUAUAAAAAUCGUUUGUCUUGUGAAUAAGGUGAAUGAUCAUAAAUUAGUUAGAAUUUCACAUGUGAAUGCUCAUCGUGUGAUCAUAGCUUAAGAAGUGUUUGGGUUACCAAACCUUAGCUAAUGUAAUUAUUUUAGUGCAAUUAAAUAUGGCGAACGCAAUGCGCAUUUGGCGGGAAAGUGUGAAUGUAAUAUUCGUAGGAGUUCGUAGACGAUUAUUUUGUAAAAUAUCCCGCGCUGCGUCUCGGGACACAGUGGAUUCGCAAAAUUAUACAUAUGUAUAUGAAGAAAUAAAUUUAUGUGAGACCA
Messenger RNA from Chilo suppressalis (striped riceborer), 10529 nucleotides. NCBI's taxonomy places the organism in Eukaryota, Metazoa, Arthropoda, Insecta, Lepidoptera, Crambidae. The record is from the annotation of a GenBank genome assembly.